GGGCUUGUGAAUGUUGACAUCACAGUGAGCACUAGCAAGCUGAAUGAAACCAAACAGUUUUACACCAAGUUCUUGAAAUUUCAAGUGGUGAAGGAAACCCCAGGAUUUAUCUCCUUUUCGCCUGGACCAGGUUGUGGAAAAAUCUCUACUUUUAAUACUACUUACAGUGCUUAGCUAAGAUUUUUAUCAGACUGGCUGUAAUAAAGGCCAAGGUCACAAAAUUAUAAACAGAGGUAACACAGAUGAGAAAUUGUCGUGUUGAAUAAUUGCAGCUCGUUAAGAAAAUAUCUACUUAUUCGUGUUUCAAAAAACAGAAAGAUUUUGCUCAAUACUUGCACGUUUGAUCGGCCCGGCUUACUCUAAGCAGAAUUUCACCAUCAAUAUCAAACUGAACUAAGGCAUACACACAGAAGAAUGGUUAUGAAAACCACAUAAAACGUACUUUCGGUCCUUAAACCAGAAUUUUAAUGGUGACACCUUUUUUCAAUGGUCAAUUUUAAAUAUAUUGACUGACCAUCUUGAUAAUAAACAGUUAAAUUUGCGUUUUUUGGUUUUGCUACGCGCCUCACAGAUCAAUCGUGUGCGAUCCACUCAUUUGCCAAUCUUCUUUCAUUACAGGUGUGGCUUAUCUUGACUUUGUCGUGGAGGGUGCAGAACAUGCAUGCGCUAGACCUCAGCUGGCCAAAAAUUUCGCGGGCAAAGGCAUGUUCCUUACUUACAAUCUGGGAGAUGUGGAUGCUGCGUGCGCGGCGUUUACACAGGCAGGUUAUCCAUUGGCAAUGCCAAUUAAAACUGAGACCUGGUUUGAACGUCACUGCUACGUCAUAGAUCCAAAUGGGAUACCGUUGAAUUUGGCCCAUUGGAAUCACACUCCAGCCGAGCCUACAGGUAAAAAGUAUCCAUUGAAGGCUACAAGAUAAUAGUCUCUUACUUCUAUGCUCUUACGAGAGAUGCACUGCAAAGCGCCGAUCCUUGCGUCAUCAUUUAUUUAAUCACUUUUUAGAGCCUUACUGCCGCCCAGGUUCUGUUUUACGUCACAUUUUUCUUGUAGACUAGCGUUGAUGGGAAAAUGACUGUUCUGCAUUUGAACACUAGCGCACAUCUCGUAUGAAAUCGAAUCUUGUUUACGAACUUGAAGCGGAGGUAGACAUAUCUACAAAAAAUUGCUGCGCAGUAGUCUAAAUCGUAAAUUGUAUAUAGUUGCCAGUUUGAGAUAUCCUUACAAAUGAACAGACGGAAGAGCCUGUGGAAUAUCACAAGGGUUGUACAGUUGUCAAUUGAUUGUGUCGUUAAACUUAACUUAAACAGGAGCCCAUGUUACGGCUGCUAAUCAAAACCGAAGAGAUUUAUUUAGCGGACAAAAAUAGACUGCUUAAGAGGAGGAAGAUAAACAGAAUUAAUCAGAAGGCAUGAGGGCGCGUCAUGAUAGCCUCUAACUCUGAUUGGCUAAUGAAAAAGCUUGGCAAGGGAGACCGUUUACUUCAGUCUUUUCUUUGUUAAUAACAGGUGUCAGCAGUAUGGCAUUUUAUUACACCUCGCAUGACUUGCUAGAGAUACAAAAUUGGUACAGCAAUAACUUGAACAUGACCGUGGAAAGAGGAGUGGACUGGAUUGGAUGGGUGAUAACGCUGAUCGCCGCAAAUGGCACUGUGGAGUUUCGGCCAUUCCAUCCACGAAACAUGACCUACAACCCAGCCUCCUUCAUUCCUCAUUUGCUGGAAGAGUUUGACGGACACGGCCUGUCUUACACCUUCAACUUUAAUACUUCACUUGAGGUCGACAGGUACGCUUGUCUAUAAAGACAUUAGACUUUGUUUUACGCUUUAGCUUGUGCAAUAUAUGAUGUUAGAAUUAAGAUCUCAAUGCACGCGAGCACUGGAUUAGAAUAGUCAGUCAAGCACGUGUUUUGUAUAGGAUUUCAGGAGUAUAGUUUUGAAAGACACUCAUCUCGAUAAUGGACAUCUAGAAAAAUGCUUUUUAACUGAGUGUAAGACAAGUUGUGCGAGGCUUUUUAGAUUUCUCUCGGAUUAGCUCAUAUGUCGUGUACUUCGGAAGUUUUCACUCUGUUUACCAGGGUUCUUACUCUCAUUAAGAGAUUUUACUCACAGAUUUCGGUCUGGAAUUUUUUUUGGAUUCCCUUCACACCAACAUAUGAGGAAUAUUAAAUUUUUCUCAUUCAUUAAUAGAGUAGCUUGCAAAGCAGGCGUAUUUUGCAGUGCCCUCGUCCUUGCCCGCCCCUCCUACCUUAGUUUUCCAGUUGCUUUUAUGAUGGCGGCCAUGAUCACUGUACCUCUAGGUCGCGCUUUCGUUCGUUAAAAAAAAAAAACGCCUGCUUUGCAGCCUAUUAAUAGGGCGGAAAAUUUACUACCUGUACUGUUUUAUCACGCAUUGCACUUGCGUCUGAUUGGUUCUUUGGUGCUUCGUCGCUAACUGUAUUUAGCUAAGCUAAUCACUUUGGGUUGGGUUUUACAACAUUUUCGAUCUUUAACACCCUAUUACUGGUAGUAAUCUGACCGUAUUUUGGGUGGUCGUUGGCUUAGCAGGAGAGAUUCGUUGUACAUCAAUAUCAGGUAAUCAUAAUCAAUCAAAAAACAAAACCUUCUUUUAUCGAUCUCUGUUCGUCUCUAGAUGGUGCCAGUUCCUGCAAGAUCGCAAUCUAACCUGGACACGCCCGCUAGGCUGGGUGGGAGGCAGCAGGCGCUGUGCGGUGGACGAUCCCAACGGUGUGCUUAUUAACAUCGCCACACCCGGGUGGAAUGAGUAUGAAGAGGAGGUUAACUGCUCCCAACUAUUCCCUAACGAAUCCUCGUCCACUCCACCCUUUUCUAACGCAACCUCGUCCCCUGGGAAUAAGGGUGACCCUAAGGGUGAGGGGGAAAUACAACGAGGGUGUGUUAUUACCUUGAUUACAGCUCUCGUGCUAUCGCUGUUAUUUCCUCUGUAG
Molecule: messenger RNA, 2944 nt
Organism: Porites lobata
Lineage: Eukaryota; Metazoa; Cnidaria; Anthozoa; Scleractinia; Poritidae
Source: the annotation of a GenBank genome assembly